This is a messenger RNA of Kwoniella shivajii, 4257 nucleotides long. RefSeq lists its product as uncharacterized. The transcript has 35 exons. Gene Ontology annotation, biological process: transmembrane transport. The record is from RefSeq and is a predicted model, not a curated record. Lineage: Eukaryota; Fungi; Basidiomycota; Tremellomycetes; Tremellales; Cryptococcaceae. Gene Ontology annotation, molecular function: ABC-type transporter activity; ATP hydrolysis activity; ATP binding. The coding region runs from base 1 to 4257 and encodes 1418 amino acids. Gene Ontology annotation, cellular component: membrane.
AUGUCAAUCCCAUUUUGGAAACCGAGACCUGCUCCACCGGAGAUUUUCAAAGAUCAAUUGUUACCUUACAAGAACGCUAAUCUACUUUCGAAGUUUUUCGUUCACUGGAUUGCACCAGUUACGAAAGUUGCUUGGUCAAGGGAUAUAACAAUUGAUGAUUUAUACGACCUUACUUCAGAUCUUCAAAGUGGUCUACUGGGAGAUAAGUUAGAAGCGAAUUUCAUGAAACGUAUUCCACCUUCACGCCGUCCAGCUAAAUAUCGAGAUCACCUUCAGAGCGACUCGAAGGAACAAGAAAACGCUACAGAGGCCUCAAUGACUCAGGAAAUCGGACUCAGCUGGAUUAGUCGUCUGUUCAAUAAGUGGACUGUGCGUAAAUCCAACAAAGGACACACUAUCAUUGAGGGCGAUAAGAUAUAUGAUCAAAGUCUGUUCAAAGCUAUGUACCUCACAACCUGGGGUCAAUGGUGGUGGAUGAUUGUCAUCAAGUCAACAGCUAUCGUUAUGAGGGCUUGUACUCGGCUCGUAAUGAAAAUCCUGCUCACUGAAAUUACUCGUGCGCAUAAUUGGCACGCAGUCGCACAAUCUGGUCAAUCAACUCAAGGUCUUAUACCACCUAAAUCUGUAGGAUACAUGUUUGGUGUCGGGAUCGGAAUGGUCAUCACGAUCAUGGCAACAUCCAAUCUCAUGUAUUACAAUUACUGGAGAGCCAGAUUGAUGGGGAAAUUUAUCCAUUCAGCUAUUACAGCUAUGAUUUCCAGAAAAGCUAUGCGCCUUUCAGGAAAAGCAAGAGUCGAAAUGACAAACGGUAGAAUUACAACGAUGCUCUCAGUCGAUAGUUCUUUUAUCGACGUCGCUACUCAGCAGUCUUCAGAGUUGAUUACUUUCCCAUUACCUGUCAUCUUGUAUAUGGGAAUACUUAUUUGGCAACUAGGUUAUUGUGCACUUGUCGGUUUUGCCGUUCUUCUUUUCACAGGACCUCUAAAAUAUUGGAUGUUCAAGCAUAUAUCUAAACUACGAAAAUCCCAAAACGAAGUCAUCGACAUCAGGGUUAAGUUCCUAUCAGAGAUAUUGAACAAUAUUCGUGCAGUGAAACUGUACGCAUAUGAGUCAUUAUUCAGUGAAAAGAUUAAUGGAAUGAGGAAAAAUGAAUUGGGUAAAUUUCAACAGAAUAAUCUGAGUAAUUCAACUAUGACAGCUACAAUGGCUUUUUUACCUACUCUAGCUGCUAUCCUAACGUUCAUCACAUAUGCGCUCACCGGUCAUGAGUUAGAUGUCGCUACGGUUUUUUCAAGUUUGACAUAUUUUGGGGCUCUCAGAACACCACUUGCUGAUUUACCUCAAGUGGUGACAAACCUCAGUCAAGCUUCGGUCGGCAUACGUCGCAUAGGAGAUCUACUUAGAGCUGAAGAAUUGAAAAGUGAUAUCAAAAUCGAUCGAAAUUCGGAAUAUGCGAUCGAUGUGACAGGCGAUUUUCGAUUCGAUGGUACUCCCGCCACAAGCCCGAAAGACGAUAAAUCCAUUCCAAAGGAUCAAGCGGCAAAGUCCAGGAUUGAAAAGCUGAAAAUAAUUCUCCCCAGAUUGGGGAUGAAGGCCAAGUCUACGGGUAUCAUGUCGGAACUAAAAGCGCCAGGAGAAGAUCAAAAUGAAAAUGAAAAACCUUUCGCACUUACUGGACUCGAUUUGCAGAUACCUAGAGGCUCCUUGACCUGUAUAGUAGGUAGGGUAGGUGUUGGUAAAACAGCCUUGUUAUCGGGUCUGAUCAAUGAGAUGAAACAAGUUCAUGGACAUGUGAUUUUCAGAGGAUCAGUGAGCUACGUCCCUCAGCAAGCUUGGGUUCAAUCGGGAUCCAUACGGGACAACAUCACCUUCUCUGAGAGCUCGGAGGAAGUGAACAUAGAAAAAGUGAACAGUAUCAUCGAUGCUUGCGGGUUAAAGCAGGAUAUCGAUAUGUGGCCUGCUGGAGAUUUAACCAAAAUUGGUGAAAGGGGCGUAACGUUGUCUGGUGGUCAAAGACAAAGAAUCUGCAUUGCUCGAGCCGCAUAUGAACAGAGUGACGUGGUCCUUCUGGAUGAUCCUCUUUCCGCUGUUGAUGCAUACGUAGGCCACCAUCUAUUGGAGCAAUGUAUAUUUAAUGGACCGAUGAGUAAUAGAUCAAGAGUACUGGUCACACAUCAUUUGGAUGUACUCCCAAAAGCAGAUUUGAUAUUGGUGAUGGAUCGAGAUGAUGCAUCGAACGGUCGUAUUAUCCAAAAAGGGACGUAUGAGGAAUUAAUGGAACAAGAAGGAACAUUCAAGAAUUUGAUCGAUCAAUAUGGUGGCCUAGAUCCUUCUGCCAACUCGGACAAGAGACAAGAAAGUGAUGUAUCUGACGAGAAACUCACAAUGUCAGACAAACAGCCUGCAUCAAGCGAGAACGACAAUAAACUAAUUAUGGACGAAGAAAAAGCUGAAGGGGCUGUUUCAGCAAAUGUUUACUUCGAUUACAUCAAAUCGAUCAAUUCGUUUUUCGUCGUCUCGGCUUGUAUUGCGAUGUUAGUCUCCUCACAAGCUGCUUCCAUCUUGAAUACCUUGUUUUUGGGAUUUUGGUCUGAAAAUCAGUUUACCAACCUAUCUCAGGGUGCUUAUAUGGGAAUAUAUGGAGGUCUUGGAGUGGCAAUGGCUUUAUUCAAUUGGGGAGCGAUCUUCACGAUGUUCCUGGGAGGUAUCAGAGCUUCAUUCCAUAUGUUUGAUCAAGCAUGGUAUAAGGUCAUGCGUAGUCCAACAUCAUGGCAUGAUCGUACACCCACUGGUCGAAUCGUAAAUCGUCUGUCCAAAGAUAUCGAGAUUCUCGAUGACAGCAUCGCUAAAAUCUGGUAUGAAGUCCUCAGUGGCGCCCUGACCAUCAUAGGCUCCCUCGCACUGGUCUUAUAUACUUAUCCAUGGGUUGGGCUGGUCUUUAUACCAGUCUUCACAUACAAUUAUUUCACGGUGAUAUUUUACAGACAAACGACCAGAGAAUUAAACAGACUUACAUCGUUAUUGAGGAGCCAUAUAUACACCAACUUUGGUGAACAAUUGGCAGGAUUACCGAUUAUUAGGGCAUUUAAACAACAGGACAGGUUUCAAAGGAGGUUCGAGCAAUCAAUUGACACUCAUCUCUCAGCCGUCAUGAUGGGUUCUUUCUCACAAGGAUUCUGGCUUGGCUUGAGAAUAACAUAUGUCAGCCAAAGCUUGAUAUUUGCCGUAGUGGUCUUUGGUAUCAUCUUCAGAAAUUCAAUAUCAGCAGCCAAGUUUGGAGUUGUCCUAAACUACAUCAUUCAGUUGAUGUCGGUGAUAAGUGGACUAGUUGGCGAUAUCACUAACGCGGAACAGAUGAUGAAUACAGUAGAAAGAGUCCAUUAUUACACUAAAUUGGAGACUGAAGCUUGUUCUCAAUUAUCGUCGGAUCCUAAAUCAGAUCAGGUAUGGCCUAGUUCCGGUAAAAUAUCUUUCAAAGAUGUAGAAAUGAGAUAUCGACCUGAAUUACCCCUCGUGUUGAAAGGUAUUACGUUUGACAUCAAUCCAGGUGAAAAAGUUGGAAUUAUAGGUCGGACAGGUGCUGGUAAAUCUAGUAUUGCUCAAGCGUUAUUCAGAAUUGUUGAGAUAUGUAAUGGGUCUAUUGAGAUUGACGGAUUGAAUCUCAAGACACUAGGAGUUGAUACCUUGCGACAUAGACUAUCAGUCAUUCCUCAAGACUCUUUCUUAUUUGGCGGAACUGUACGAGAUAAUAUCGAUCCAGCAGGUUCAAAGUCCGACAUCCAGUUGAACGAUGCUCUGAACCUGAUCCAUCAUGAUUCACACGCUACUUCCUCCUUGAGGGAAAAGUUCAGAUUGGAUAAGAUCGUAGCUAGCGAAGGAUCUAAUUUCAGUGCCGGUGAAAAACAAUUACUGGCCCUCGUAAGGGCUUUGGUCAAAGGUUCUAAAGUCCUCCUUCUGGAUGAAGCUACCUCAUCAGUAGAUCCUGAAACGGAUGCUUUGAUCCAAAGGAUCAUCCAAACUGAGUUUUCCGACGUCACAUUAAUCUCUAUUGCUCAUCGAUUACAGACUGUGGCGUAUUAUGAAAAGAUCAUAGUAAUGGAUGAAGGUAAAGUAGUAGAGUUUGAUACCCCAAUCAACCUGUUCGAAGAUACGUCUUCCAUAUUUAGGAAUUUGUGUGAUACGAAAAAUCUGACGAAAGGAGAACUGUUGAAGAUUCGGGAAGACGCAUCUAGAGCAAAACGCAGAGAUGAUGAUUGA